Messenger RNA from Schistosoma mattheei, 13065 nucleotides. Lineage: Eukaryota; Metazoa; Platyhelminthes; Trematoda; Strigeidida; Schistosomatidae. The record is from the annotation of a GenBank genome assembly.
UAUUUUUAUUAGGCAAAUAACUAAUGGAAGAACUAGUAUUUUUUGUUUCAUCCAUAUUUAUUUGAGAAAUUGAAAGUUGCAAAUUGCGUAUAAUGUUCGAAGCGCACGUACUUUAAUCUCUAGGUCGUAUUUUCUACAUAUGAGAGUUCAUCAAGUAAUAACUGGUUCAUGCAAUGGUGGUUAUUCACAUAUCGCACAAGCAAAGAUUCGGGGAUCUAACUACGUCGUGUAUGCCAGUGGGUGCGAUGUAGUUAUAUUGAACGAAUCGUUUUGUCGCAGUCAGGUGAUUUCUGGGUGUGAGUUAGGAAACUCCGUUGUAACAGCUGUUGCUUUUAAUCACCAUUAUGGAAAGGUUUGAUAUUAUCUAAUAGAUAUCUUUCUCGUAGAUUGCCAUCGCUAACGCUGAUGGAAUAUUUAUUUACGUACCUCAGGGAACGACAGGAAAUAUGCUUACAACCCGUUAAAACUAUUUUGGUCGUUCUCCGAUCAUUUAUCAUUACCAUUAAAAGCGGAAGUUUUAUUGGCUUAUUAGCAGGCCUUAAUGAUGGAAGCUUAUUUAUGUGGCGAUCAUGUGUUACAGGCAAUAUCACUGAAUCAACUCUUCGUUUUCAUAUCGGAGCUAACUCAACAGAUUCAGAAUAUGGUCUUGACUCUGAUCCUGUUCCUAAGAAAUCUCUGUCAACAGAAGUACCGAGUAAAUGGGAAGUUGUAUGGUGUCAUCGACUAAACGGUACUCCUCUGCAGGUUGAUUUCAGUCCAGAUGGUUCAUACUUCGCCACCAUUACUAAAUAUCAUGAUAAAAGAAGUCAACAUAACGAUCACCAGUCUGAUACUGAAAUGCAUGUAUGGUUCCGUGAUCCUUUCUCUGAUUUGAUUCCAUCAAAACACAGAUAUGAUGAACAGUUUCGAAUGACUGAAAAUUGGGAAUCUAUCUUCUUACCUCAUCCUUGUAAUGUUUGUUCGUUUAGCUGGCGCCAUACCAGCAGAUAUCUCCCUAGUGGUUGGAUAGCAAAUGUAUUAUUAACCGCAAGUGAAGAUAAUUUAUGUCGUGUAUGGAUUGAAGUUUCAACAAGUCAUCCCAAUUUAUCAAACACGCACAAAAGUAUCAAUUCUUUACUGUCUAAAUCAAUUUCUAAGAAUGACCCAGAAAUUCCAAUAUCAUCUACUACAAUGAAAGUACGCCUACCUUUAGGUCAUCUGACCGAUAUGCCAUUCAAAACGAAAAUUACAAGUGAUCCAGUCAACCAGUUGCAUGAAUUAUCAACGCAAUAUCUCACUUUAGAACUACCUAAUUGUUUUUUAACACAUCCAAUUUUAAAACAUUUCCUAGAUUUAUGGUUGACUGAUCCUUUGUCAAACAUUGAAGUGGAUUAUGGAUCACAAUUAUCAUCGUCUACAAUGAAAAUAGAUGAUAAAAAGUUCAACUAUACACAAAAUACAUUUCCACAAUUUGUGUUUACCACAUCUUUACCAUUAGAUUCUUUCCCGGAAUUAUGUAAUCUCUCUUCUCCAAAUGAUUCACAAGUUGGUCGACUUGUUAUUCAUUGGUUCAAUAAUAAAGAAUAUCGUUUGAGUACACAAUUGGAAUCGUUUUUGAAGGAUACAAUAUCACGAAUUUUGGCUAUCCCAACUCAUAUCGCACUCGAUAAUACAUCCAAUAUCAAUAACAGUAAUAAUAAUCUCAUGACUCCAGAAUUGUUAGAUCAAAUAGCUUUGAUGGAUCAGACUGUUUUUCGAUUAUUAAGUGAAUUACAACAUGCCCCGGAUGUCGCAUUUGCAAUACAUCCUCUUGAUGGAAGCCUUAUUGUUUGGUAUAUACAUGGUUUGGAUUUAUCUAUUCCUAAUCCAGAAGGUAUACGAACUCAUAAAGUAAUUAUUCCAUACGAAUCAUCAUUUAAUCGUGAUAAUAAAUUUGGAUAUGAAUCUUCAUUCAUAAUUACACCUAAUAUAAAUAAUCGUUUAACACAAGUUACAUGUAGUAUAAGAUCACGUUUACAUCAAGUUAUUCCAUUCGAUGCAGCUCAUUCAUUAACAUCAAAAUUAUUUACUUAUUUAACAACAGAUAAUUCUAAAAAUUUUAUGAAUUAUUUUCAUAAUGAAAAUAUAAUGAAUCAACAAAAAUUACAAAUUUUAUCCGAUACUACUGAAAUCACUAAUAAGUAUUUAAUAACAAUUAAUUAUCAAGAUUAUUUAAAUAUAUUUUGUCAUUUAUUCUUAUUACAAUAUACAAUUAGACAAUGUUUAUUAAAAUGGUCAAAAAUUUCUAUGAAACUUAUGAAUAGUAAUAAUAAUAAUAGUGAUAGUAGUAAUCAGAAAAAUACAUUGAAGCAAUUGAAACAGACAGUAUUAAAACCGAUUUUAUCUUCUUUGGCUCAAAUUCAUUUGAAUUCAACAACUUUUCAAGCACGAACUCAAAAUUCCUCACAUGUAGCUAUGAUCACUAUGCAUACUAAUGGUUCAUUACGUUAUUGGCGUAUCGAUGUAUCAGAGAGUAGUCAUUAUCAAUGGAUUGUCGGUGUAUCUAGUUGUGCACGUUUAAGUGGACAUCGAUUUCAUACAAACAUUAUCGUACCACAUCCAAUAUUACCUCUCGCUUUGAGCACAUCACAUUAUGAGCAUAAAUUGGAAAAAUUACCAAAUAAUGAAUCCACCAUAACAACAACAACAACAUCAUCACCAUAUAAUUCAAUUAAUAAAGACAAUGAGAAAAUUACUAAUUAUAGUGAAAUAAUUUUAUGGUAUGUUUCAUCAGUUGGUCCACUUACCACCGGUUACACAUCAUCUUUACUGUCAAAUUAUCAAUUUCGCUGUUCACAACAUGCUACCAAUAAUAAUAAUACUGAUUCGGAAUUAUAUAACAAUCAAUUUACUACAACUGAUAUUAAAGGACCAGGUAAUAUAUCAUCAAAUGGUGGGAUUUCAGAAGUGGCUCGAUUAAUCUUCUCCAAUAUAUCAUCGAAUACAUCUUUAACAUUUAAAUAUAUUGCAUGGUUCCCAUGUCAGGUGACAACAACUGCUACAUCAUAUCCCGUUGCAUUGUUUGUUGCCUCUUUAGAUGGUAAUCACGAUAAUAAUAGUCAUACUAAUAAUAAGAAUGAGCAAAACAAUGAUCAACUUGGACUAUUUUUAACAUUUUCUAAAUUUAAACAAAUUAAUAAUAAAUCUGUAUUAGAUGAGAAGAUUAAACAAGAUCAACAGAAUCAUUUAUUGCAUAGUUCAUUGAAUUCUGAUACAUUGGGAUGUAUUAUUCAAUUAAAUUAUAAAUUACCAUAUUCUAGUCAAAUUGAAAAUUAUGAAAAUUUCAAUGCCGAAACAUUAAUAUUACAUGUAUUUCCCAGUGAAUUAAUUAUGUCCAAAUCAGAGAGUUGCAAACCAAUAAAUACUGUUUUAACUAAUCCUACUGAUCAAAUGGAAAGUUUUACUAAAUCAGAUAUGAAUUCUUUAUCAACACAACUCUUCUGUGUUCUAACUUCAUGUAAUGAGACGGAUUUUUGUCGUAUGGAAAUGUGGCGUGUUUGUGUUUCAACGAAUACUAAGUCUUCUUCUUCUAAUAUGAUGAUAGAUGGAAAUUCUUCCAUUAAGAAUUGUAUAACCGGCAAAUCGGAUCUAAUCAGUGAUAAUCUUACGACCAUAUUUAAUAAUUUAAUAACAGAUGGAAUUAAGGUAUGUGAUUGUAAACUACAUUUACCAUCAGGUGUAUCUAUUGUUUGUGCUCAAGUAUCAGCAGCACAUGUAAGUUGGGCUGCUUUAUCAACAUUUAAUGCACCACCGCCUUAUUUAAUUGUUACUGCAUGUUCAGAUGGUUGUUUACGAUUUUGGCGAUGUGAAUCUGAUUCGAAUAGUAAUAAUUUCACUUUGGAAGGAGUCCACGAUCAAUUUACAUGGGAAGAAUGGCAAAUGCCAUUAAUGCAGUCAAUGUCUAGUUGUAUUGAAUUACAGCUGCAUACCAAUAAUAAUCAUAAUAAGUCAACUCGUGUUAAUGAUGAAUCACAGAUGAAUAAACCCAUUAUUCUAGACAUAGAUUGUGCAUAUAGUGGACGAUUAGCUGUGGCAUAUACUUCAUCACAAUUAUGUAAUAAUGAUAAUAUGGACAAACAUGGGCAAUCAAAUUUAGAUUGGAUUCAAAGUAAUAAGAAUGACUUAACAAUCUAUGUUACUGUUUAUGAAUGUGAAUCUAGUGGUGGAUGCGAAUGGAUCUUAGAAGAUACCAUUGAAUUAACAUCGGAAUAUUGUCUUUUUCAAAAUAAUAUUGAUAAGUUAUCAUCUAUUCAAUUGGAUUGGGUUAAUGCAGAAGAUGGCGGACAUUUACUAUCAAUCAUUAUUGAUUCGGAAAUAUUUGUUUUUGCACCGGUCUGUCAAAAUCUUUCAUUAAGUCGUAAUAAACUACGAGGUGGGCAUGCAUGUCAGCCAACAUUAAUGACUACAAUUGGUGAAGUGUAUGUAGGUUGGAAACCUAUCGCUUGUACUCGUAUAGUCACAGCUGACUUCAACUCUUCGUCAUCGUUAUCAUUAUCAUCUCUUACAUCAAUUGAAAAGAAGAAAUCAGUGCCAACACAACAACAAGAAUCUUGUUGGAGAUAUUCUUCAACUACUGCCUUGCAUGGUGGUAGUAGUCAUCGUUGUUUUAUCAAACAAGCUGCAUGGCUUCGUGAUGGUCUAUUACUAAUUAGUGCAAAAACUGAACUCCAGUUGUUUAGUCAAUGGCCAUCAGAUAAUUUGUAUAAUUUAUUUAAGUGGCAUGUAAAACCUAAACUGAGCAAUACCAAAUCAUUGUAUAAUUCAUCAAGUGCGAAUGAGUCAUUCGAUGCAACAGCAACGACAACAACAUCCGAUACUGUGGAUGAUUCUACAGUUUCUGGAAGCUCCAAUAUGUCAGUAGCACGUUUAACUAAAGCUUAUUCACCAUAUCCUUUAAAGUCAUCACCUUCACGAUCAAUGUUGCAUGCUGUUUCAGGUCAUUCUAGUUUGUCUAAUUUACAUGCUACUUCUAAUAAUACUACUAAUACUACAUCCGAUACCACUAGUGACAAUUUUAAAAUAACUAGAAAAAUGAGCCAAAUUGACUUGAAUCGUGCCAGCGGCAGUGGAUUAGACGUUAAAUCAAAUGAACAAUUAUUGAAAGAUUUGGAACUCUUAUCGAAUCUUGGAUUAUUCGAAGCUAUUCAAAUUGUAAAUCCAAUACUUCCUCAAUUCCAUCCUCGUCAACUCUUGGAAUGGAUGAAUUUGGGUCAUUUACGUCGUAUAAAAGCGAUAUUAGCGCAUUUAACUAGAUGUUUAACCGCUAUUGGCAAUUCAUCCCAACGGUCAAGCAGUCAGUCUGAUAGUCGUCGUAGAAUGACGAAAGGUAAUUUAAAUUCAGAACUAACCAAUUUUGUUAUCGAGUCAUUCGACUCUACCAUGACAUCAAAAAUGUCGACAACAACAACAACAAGAAUAAAUAAUACAACAUCUAAACCAGUGUCUUCAAUAUCUCAUACACCUCAUUCUUCAAAUAAUCUUUUAGAUAUGCAUACAAUACCUCCUUUACCAUUGUAUGUCUUAUUAGCUGUUGAUUCAUUGCAAGUAACCGAUGUUAAUGCAGAUGUGAAAUCGAACAAACAUUUCGAUUCUAUAAAUCAAUGGAAUAAUGAACAUGGAUUGACUGAUGAUUCAAGCAUCUUCGAAAUACAAGAUGAUGAUUUAAAUCUCAGUUCGAAUAAUGAUGAUGACGAUUAUGAUGUGACAGAUAAAAGUAACCCAUCAAAAACUAUUCAUCAUUCAAAUCUAUCAUUCAAUACAUCUGCAAACAAAUCAUCACAUUUAUAUGGAUUUAGUAUAUGGUCAUUGAAACCUGCAGCAUUAGCCCGUAGUAUACAAUUUUCAGAAGAUGAUGCCCGUCUUCUUGCUGAUCAUUUGUCAACUCAACGAUUACCUGGUCUGUCAUCACUAGAUCAAAUGUAUUUAUUGGGUAUAGCUGAUUUAAUGGCGAAGACACGUUCCGAUAUUACGGAUUGCUUGUCAAAAGUCCAUUCAUCAACUAAUAAGAAGAAGCUGGAUCAAUUGCCACGACGAUUAUCGAUUAGACAGGAUUCUAACGAAGGUUUAGAUGAAUGUGGUCUUCGAUUUCUUUUAACAGUUCAAUUAUAUUCUUAUUUAAGUAAAACAUUACCACCUGCACGUCGAUCACAACUACUUUCGUCUGGCCUAACUAAUUCCAGUCUAGUAUGGGCAUAUCAUUCGGAUUCACAAGAAGAACUUCUAUCACAAUUACCAAUUGUUUCUAAUCAACUAGGCGGUAGUGAAGUCAGCGGUGCUGAUUCAUUAGAAUUAAAUUGGGCAGAUUUCAAACGAUACGGUUGUGGUUGGUGGAUACGAAGUGAAAGUCUUCUGAUUCGCUGCGCUGAGAAAAUGGCUCGUACAGCAUUUCAAAAUACUAAAGAUCCGAUGGAAUCUGCUGUCUUUUAUUUGGCUAUGCAUAAAGCUAAAAUGGUGGCUGCAUUAUUCAAAACCACUGGUAAUAAAACAUUGGAGAAUUUCUUCCGAUCCGAUUUUACACCAGGUCAACCAGCAUGUCGUCAAGCUAAAUUAAACGCAUUCCGUUUACUAAGUCAACAUAAAUAUCUUCAAGCGGCUGGAUUAUUCUUAUUGGCUGGAUGUUUAAAUGAUGCAGUACGUGUUUGUUUGGAUACUCUGAAAGAUUUACAAAUGGGUAUUUUAUUAGUUAGACUUUAUACAUCAUCAGCUCAAGGUAUUCCAGGUCAACAAACAACAACAUCCUCGACAUAUCAUGAUUUUCUAAGGGAACAUAUAAUUAAACAUCAGGAUCCAUUUCUAAGAAGCAUGGCGUUUUGGACAUUGGGUGAUCCAUUAGCUGCCUUGCAAACAUUACUAGAAGGACCUGGAAUAUUAAGUAAUUCUGAAGAUUUUAUCAUAUCUGAAAAGAGAGAUAGUUUAACCGAUUCAAUCUAUCAAAGCCCACAACAUCCUCAAUAUCUUAGUGGUAGUCAAAGCUUCAUAACUGGUAGGGAUACUUCAAAACCAUCAUCUGUAUGUCCAAGUGUUUUCAAAUUCUACACGUAUCUACAAUCACAUCCAUUAGUUUUACGUCACCAACGUUUACAAGCUCCAAAUCUAAUCAAUUCUACUAUAUUAUAUCGUGUAAAAAGUUUAGAAAGACGUUUAUACUUUCGUACUGCCCAUCAUUAUUUUAUAUUGGGUUGUCCAACAUUAGCAUUGGAAGUUUUGACUAAAUUACCCCCAUUGGAAUCUUCCGAUUCAUCAUCUAUACUUGGUUUACAUAGAAUGUCAGUUAAUGAAUCUAUCGAAAGUAAAUCAAGGCGUCAAUCGGUAUUCUCUUCAGAUGCUGUCGUGCAAUCUGUAAAUAAACGAAAUAACGAUGAUGAUAUUUUCACAUUCAUGACACCUGAUGUUCCUUUACAAAAAUGUACCACAGAAGAUCAAUUUACAAUUGAAUGGAGUGAUGAUAAUGAUGAUCAAACAGAUCAUGAUGAUACUAUUGAUCAUGUGAAGAGUAGUACAGUUCAUAUGAAUCAAAAACAACAAAUGUCAUCACCAUCAGCCCAACAACGACCUUCACUUCAUUCAAUAGGUAGUUAUAAUAUCGAAAAUCAAGGUGUGGUGGACUUAAUGGCAAAUCAAUUGAAAUUUAUUGCCUGUUUGAAGAUUUUGGCGGAAGAAUUAAGUACACUGGCUGCUGGCGCCGAAUCUGAAGGUGUUUCACUUCGUCAACAUGUUUGGCAAUGGCUUGAAAAUGAAUUAGCUAGUGUCAAUACAUUGACUGGUUUAACGAAAUCAUCCAUGACAACACCAACUGUAACAUCUGCGACUCAUCCAACUAAUAAUCCCGUUGUUGCUAGUGGUGAACAGUUGAAUGAACCUAGUUUUGAUUAUUCAGAAUUUUCCGGUCCACUGACUACAACUUCAUAUUUAUUAACUACAAGAAGUGCUGGUACCGUUUUAGCUGGUAUCUUAAUGAAUUUAUCAAAUGUUUCUCCAGAAAUUCGUGAUGCCGAGUUAAAACGAUUAAAAACACGUUAUGAUUGGAUAAAAGCUCAUGAACCUUUUCUAAUAUCGUUAAUUAAUUUCUGUGAUCUGUAUGGGUCUAGUGGUAUACGAUUACCAGCAGUUCGUAUUGAAUUAUCCCUAUUACUUGGUGAAUUGUAUUCAACAUCUUAUCUAUUUACAAGUCAGUCAACGAUAUCGUCACAAAAUAAAUCCGAUAGUAAUCUGUUAGUAGCAACACGUCCAACCAAUGUCUGUUAUCCUUCUCUUGAUUCUUCACGUUGGCCAAUAUCACCAAUGGCUUUAAUUGAUGGUAUACCUUUGUUGCGUACAUUGAUGCGUCUACCACCGGGUGCAUUACUUCUACCAGAUUCAGUAAAGCGUAUCAAGUAUAUGGUUCAUGAUUUAAUCACUUGUCUGGAAUCAUUACCACCUCCAUUUUUAGUAAGUGUUCUGUUACCUUUUCCUUAUCAACAAUGCAAUUGUACCAGUACUACUACUAAUACUACAUCAAGGACAUCGAAAUCAUCUGUUACAUCUCCAUCAUCAUUUCAUUGUCCUGAUUGUAUUUUGGCACCUACAGGCGAUCGUCAUCGUAGAAUAUUUUUAUUACGUAAUUUAUGCGCUGCUCUUUCUGGAUGUAUACAUCAAUGUUUAACUGUUGGCGGUUGGUUUGGUCUUGGUUAUGCAGUCGAUGAGAACUCCAUGCAAUCUUCUGAUAUAUCAUCUCCAUUGACAAAAAAAGUAUUUGCUCUACCUGCAACAAGUACUAUCAAUGCUCGUUCAGUUGAUCGUUUAUGUGUAUCUGGUCAGAUAUUUAGACCAAAUACAGAACCGUCUAAAUGGCCAGGUUUAACGUGUUUAAAAAGUUAUACUGAACCUCAAUUACAAAGUAAUAGUGUAAGUACUAGUCAAAUUAUUCGUAUCACAUCAACACAAAAUCUAUCAGAUCGUGACUUAUCAUCGCCAUCGUCAUCUGUAACACGUAUUCAAUCUGUGGAUCGUCGUCGAAUUAUUGGUUUAUUAUCUCAAGUUUUAGCUGCAUCCUAUUUCGGUUUAUUAGUUUAUGCAUUGCAUACUCGUGAUACAUUCACAUUAUAUCGAUUAGCUUGUGCUCGAUUAGAUGGGAAAACAUGGAGUCGUGUAUUCGGUGGAACAUAUCGAGCUAAACCUUUUCGACCACCAACACAACCUGGUACCACUACUACUACUGCUACUGUUACUACUACUAGUAAUAGUAAUGUACUAAGUAAUAUAACUUCAGAAAAGAAGCCUGUACCACCGAGUCGACCUAAACGACCGACAUCUACUCUUAAACAUGACAGAUCGAAAUCAAGAAGUCCAGAGAAAGCUGUAACGCGAGCUAGGGACCAUGCAGCUGCAGCUAUCGAAGUUGCAUUGAAAAUUGGUAGCCCACCAAAUCCCACAAAGCUAACUAGUCAACAUAUACGUUUUUUAGCACAUGCUGAAGCUGCGGCGAUAGCAGACUUAAAAUCUGACACAACCAGGUACGAUGGUGUAGAGAAUAAAGUUUCAGAACAAGCCGCCGACGCCACCACCACAAAAACAACAACAAUAUCUCAGUCAUCUGUCAGUCCAGAGGAAUGGUUUAUAUUUGCCCAAUCUUCCAUUCUCUCUUGUCUUCUGGAACGUCCUCCAAAACAAACUGACUUAAUUGAUGAUCCCAGUGAGAUUUUCGAUUCCGAUGCUAGUGAACCAUCUUCAAAGAAUGAAUACGAUACAUAUCAUGGAGCUUUAUUAAAACAACAACGUCGUAUUAAUCGAGUACAACGCUUUAUCAAACAUUGUUCUAAUUUAAAACAACGUAAAACUGUACGACACCGUCUGAAAAAUUCGUUACAUUAUCGUUUAACUGGACAGUUUAUGAAUCAUACCGAUGAUAAUCAUGACCAAAGUGAUGGCGAUGGUGCUGAUAUGAAUCCUAAUAAACAAUUGGAUGUUAAUGAUGUUGAAGAUGAUGACAAUGAUGAUGGUCAACGUUAUUCUGAUCAUCCCUAUAAUUUACAAGAUUAUGAUGGGGUUAAAAAGGCCGUACUAACUGAAGGGAAAGAUGAUUCUGGGAAAGUAGUAUCCUCUCCUACAAAAUUAAAUCUGUCCAGUUUACAACCACAGUGGAUUUUACGACGUUUACAUUUGAAUCCAGAUUUUAUGGAUACCUGGUGGGGUAGUCGACUAGAAUCGGAAUUCUAUGAAGCAUUGAAUAUUUUCUACAUGAAAUCUGACAAAAGACAAGCAACACAUACUAAUUUAAAAGAUUUUACCGAAUUUAAUUCUACUGUUGGUGGUGACCCAACUGAUGACAAUAACGAUGAUGAGGAUGAAGAUGUUGGUGAAGAAGAUGAUUAUAAUCUGACGGUUGAUGCUUUAGGAAAUCGUAAAUUAGCAUUUUUUGAAAAUGACCGUCAAUGGACUUACAGUGAUAGUUAUGCAUGGAGACUUAUACGUUUGGGUUUAAUGCAACUGGCUAAACGAGAAUUGAAUAGACUUAUACAAAUUAUUGAUUUCAGUGGAGAAGAUUUGGCUGUUCAUGCACCAGGUUUAAUGACGUUAACACGUCUAGCUGAUUGUUGGUUGGUUGGUUAUCGUUCAGAAUUAACUUCACCACCAGCAUUGAAUCCAAUUCAUUUAAAAUUGCAGCAUAAAGGAUUUGUUAAUGAACAUCUUCUACCACCGACAGAUUUCCUACCAGGUAUUCAAGAAGAUUUAUCUUCUUCCUCUUCUUCGAUUACACAAACGGCUGCUGCAAUUAAAACUGGUAGCAAUUUGACAGUUGGUGUUGAAGUGUCAAAAUUGGACUUUCCUUCACCCGGAGCAACAAGAUCGAUGUUACGUUUGAAAAAGUUAAUAAAUUUUAAAAAUACUCCAUUUCAAACACGUGAUCCAUUCUCAUUACCUGUCAAACGUUUAUGGUGUUACUUAGUUCGACAACCUGGAGUAGAUGAUAUAUUUUUACGUCAUAUAUUUCGUAAACCAUGUCUUAUACAGUCCGUUAUUACACCGAAUAUUAAAUUAACAUUAUCACCAUCACCUUCGUUAUCAUCAUCAUCAGUUGCUUUGGGAUCAUCGGAACUUAACAAUCUACCUGGUUUGAUAAAUUCUGCAUCAUCGUCUAAUCUGAAAAAUUUUUCCUCUGCUGCAUUGACUGAUAUUCAAAAAUCGUCAGGGAAGCAAACAAGAAUACAACAACAACAACAACAGACCCAAUCUUCAAAUCAAACUAUUUCAGGAUCUCUACUGUUUAAUGAUGCUGUUCGUCUUAUUCAUAAAGAACAUGAUCCACUUAUAGCUAUGUGCAUUAAUCAGGUUAAUUACAAUGCAAUUGCAAUCGCUACACCGAAAGAGAUUAUCGAGUUAGAUAUUGAAAAUCUUGUUCAUUUACCAUCAUGGUAUGCUGAUGAAGUUGAAUACGAUUUGGAAUUAAUGCGCAAACCCCAAUUACGUCGACACCCUGAAGGCGGGACUGAUGAUUUUAUUGUAUGUGACACAAAUCCAACAAAAGUUGGUAUCACAUCCCUAUCUACUGGUGAUAGUAAUCCUAGCGGUACACAUGUGAUAUUAAAACGAACUUUGCCCGCUGUUUAUAGUUUAACUUCGCAUCCAACAUUGCCAUAUUAUCUAUGUGGAACAGGUACCGGUUCAGUGCAUAUGUUCGAAUGGUCAACUCCAGUACCAGUUGUUGCUGGAUUUACAAAUACUUAUAGUUUAACAACUGCUGGUAUGUUAGGACAAUUUCCAGCUGGUUCUAGAGGUGCACGUGUAACAGCAUUACAAUUUGAUGAUAGUGGAUAUCGUUUUGGUUGUGGAGAUUCUGAAGGAAAUUUCGGUUUAUGGAAUUUAUAUUCAACCAUGCCGGGCAAACUACCAUAUUUUCGUUGUCGUUGCCAUGCAAAAGGUUUAGCAGAUUUUUGUUUCCUUGGCUGUAGUAGUCUAAUAGCUACAGUUGGCAAUGGCGGGAUGACUACAACAACUCCACAUAUUGUCAGUGGAAUAGAUGUCAGUGGGGCUGGUGUAGGUGGCAUUGGUAGUGGUCUUAAUUAUGGUGGCGGAAAUAGUGGUAUUGGUGGGCCAACACACUACACUUCUGCCAAUAUCAUAGGUGGUAGUAGCAGCGGCGGCGGAGGUGGGGGUAUCAGUUAUUCCGGGGGAACUGUUAAUACAGAUCAAGAUGCAUCACAUUUAACAUUAUGGGAUACUUUAUUACCAGCGAAUCGAUGUGGUGUUAUUCGUGUUCUUGACCCAGAAUUGGAUGCUCCAUGCACAUCAAUUGCUUACUGUGGAUCACUUACAAACACCAAUAGUUGGCCGUCUAAUACAAACAUUUAUUCUAGUAACAAUAUUAAUUCAAAACGACUCUUCACCAAUAAUGAUAGAACCGUUAUUGUUGGUACUAAAAAUGGUGAUAUAUGUACUGUGGAUAUGCGAAAUCCAAAAGUAUUGCAUAAAUUCUCAGCUCAUGAUGCACCAAUAAGAACAUUAUGUAUUGAUUCAGCAACUGAUUGUUUAGUUACUGGUGGAGCGGAUGGAAUUGUUAAAAUAUGGAGGCUAUCUGAACGAGAAUUAUUGACUAGUUUCUGUGGUGACCUGCACCCAAGUCGUGGUGCAGCAGCUAUCGCUGCCGCCGCCCUAUUCAGAGGCAAUCAAUCAGCAGCUAUCAUUGCUGCUACUAACCCAGGCAUUUCAGAUAUUCGUCUAUUGCCGACGGUUACAGGAGCAGCAUUGAUUCAUGUCAAUAACAGUAAUAAUAAUAAUGACAGUAAUUCUACUAAAAAUAAUGAUUGUUCGACAAAUCUAAAUAACCAAAUACCUAUUACACACUCUUCUCAUGAUCAGAAAUGCUCAAUGACUGCUGCAUCAACAGCUUGUCGAUUUUUAAGUUGUGGUGCUGACGGUGGGUUACGUAUGCGUUCAUUGGUUGUUCGACCAAAACCUUCUAUAGUUUGUUAACGGAAGAAUCAGAUAGGAGAACGAAAAACACAAAGCAUAAUAUUAUAUACUUCAUAUUAUUUAUCUUACUUAUCACUUAUUGAAAGCAUUCCAUACUCA